Messenger RNA from Entamoeba invadens IP1, 1401 nucleotides. RefSeq lists its product as hypothetical. Gene Ontology annotation, biological process: regulation of actin filament polymerization. The coding region runs from base 1 to 1401 and encodes 466 amino acids. Gene Ontology annotation, cellular component: site of polarized growth; plasma membrane; actin filament. NCBI's taxonomy places the organism in Eukaryota, Evosea, Mastigamoebida, Endamoebidae. The record is from RefSeq and is a predicted model, not a curated record. Gene Ontology annotation, molecular function: actin filament binding. The transcript has a single exon.
AUGUUACCGAGCCACCUUGGCCUUGGAGAUAAAGAUAUCAUUGAUACACUUAACACUGUUCGAACUGGUGGAGACUAUGAAUGGGUAGUCUAUCACGUUGAUGCGCGUAAUGGCGACUUAGUGAAGGACGACACUGGGAACUCCGUAGGGGAUAUGGUAUACUUAAUGGACGGGAGUCAAGUGCAGUUUGCUUAUUUGCGCUAUGAGAUGGACCAGACCAAGAAAUUCCUUUCGGUCUGUUGGUGUGGCCAAGGGUCCCAAGACAAACUUAAAACCAAAUUUGUGUAUUACAGCAGAGACUGGGAAGACUUCUUGAAGAAGAACCAACACUCCAUUUCAGUGAAUAUUUCCGCUCGAAAGGAAGAAGAUGUCGAAGAGGCGGUUAUUGUAGACAAGCUGAAUAAAUCCACAGGGACGUUUGUUAGAGCAAGAAAGACUGGAGAACAAAAGGAAGAUUUACAAGGCAAAGCCAAAGGAUUUUGGACACAACAGAAGACUGUUGAUGAGAAAUAUAAGACCGAAAUGGAUCAGAAAGCUAAAGAGAGAGAAGCCGAUUUAGCAAGUUCACGAGCCGCACAAGCUCAGAAAUUGAAGAAUCAAGCCGAAGAAGAAAUGAGACAGAAAAAUGCUCAGAGAGAACAAGAAGUCAACGCCUUCAGAUCACAACAACAACAACGCGACCAAGCAGAACAACAAAGAUGGAAACAACAAGUCGAAGCGGACAAAUCCAAAUCCGCCGCUCGAAGAGAACAAGAGGUCAACGCUUAUAACCAACAACAGCAACAAAGAGACCAAGCAGAACAACAACGUUGGAAAGGAAUCGAACAACAACAUCGCCAAGACGUCCAAUCCCAUUACCAAGAGUCUGAACAACAACAAGCCGCUCCUCAAGUCAAAGGAAACGUCUCUGCGUUCAAAAACAAGUUCGCGCAGUACGCCGAAGAGUCAGAACAAGUCCCACAGAAGCCAGUGAGUUCCGGAAGAAAGUGGCAACCACCAGCUAAAGCUGCUGAGCCAGCCGCUCCAGUUCAACAAUAUGAAGAACCACAACAAGAAGUUCAACAAGAAGAAGUCCCAGUCGAACAAGAGCAAUACCAAGAAGAACCACAACAACAAGAAGAGUACCAAGAACAACCACCUCAACAACAAUACGAAGAACCUCAACAAGAACAGGCCCCAGUCGAACAAGAACAAUACCAAGAAGAAGCUCAACAAGAACCAGCACAAGGCGAUGUCUAUGUCGCAGAAUUCGAUUAUGAAGGACAACAAGAAGGUGACUUGUCUUUCAAAGAAGGCGAACAGUUGACUCUCAUCUCGACAGAAGACCCCGAAUGGCCAAUAGCGCGAAACGCUCAAGGCGUCGAGGGGAGUGUUCCUAUGAAUUACUUGGCUAAACACUAA